Sphaeramia orbicularis (orbiculate cardinalfish) is the source of this 1789-nucleotide messenger RNA. RefSeq names its product LIM domain only 3 (gene lmo3). The transcript is spliced from 4 exons. Gene Ontology annotation, biological process: positive regulation of transcription by RNA polymerase II. The record is from RefSeq and is a predicted model, not a curated record. Gene Ontology annotation, cellular component: nucleus. The coding region runs from base 309 to 779 and encodes 156 amino acids. NCBI's taxonomy places the organism in Eukaryota, Metazoa, Chordata, Actinopteri, Kurtiformes, Apogonidae. Gene Ontology annotation, molecular function: DNA-binding transcription factor binding; transcription coactivator activity.
UCUCUCUCUCUCUCUCUCUCUCACUCUACACACACACACGCGGCCCCGACGGCAGCGGAUCGGCUCGCUGUUGCUGCUCCUCCAGCUUUUUUCUUUUUCUUUCCCUACCCCGUGUUUUUCGUCCUCCCCCUUGUCUUCUUCUUCUUCUUCUUCUUCUUCUUUUUUUUUGCUCGCCGUGCUGGAUUGUUCCCUCCGUUUAACAAAGCCUGAUCCUGCAGACAGCUGCUGCCUCUCUCCGGCCGGACCAGGCGGCUCCGGGGGUUGCAUGGUGUGGUGCUUCGGCUGCUUAAAAAAAGGGGGCUCAACAAAUGCAGAAAAGAGAGAAAAGUUUCGGUAUACAAAUGCUCUCCGUCCAGCCGGACACCAAGCCAAAAGGCUGUGCCGGCUGCAACCGGAAGAUCAAGGACCGCUACCUGCUGAAGGCCCUCGAUAAGUACUGGCACGAGGACUGCCUCAAGUGUGCCUGCUGCGACUGCAGGCUGGGCGAGGUGGGCUCCACGCUCUACACCAAAGCCAACCUCAUCCUGUGCCGGAGAGACUACCUACGGUUGUUUGGUGUAACAGGGAACUGUGCAGCCUGCAGCAAGCUAAUUCCAGCCUUUGAGAUGGUCAUGAGGGCCAAGGAGAAUGUCUACCACCUGGACUGCUUCGCAUGCCAGCUCUGCAAUCAGAGGUUUUGUGUAGGAGACAAGUUUUUCCUGAAGAACAACAUGAUUCUGUGCCAGACAGACUACGAGGAGGGGCUGAUGAAGGAGGGCUACGCUCCCCAGGUCCGCUGACACUUGUAGGCCAAUAUGGAGGAGGAAAAGGAGAGGAAGAGGAGGUGGAGGAGGAGGAAGAUGAUGGGUGGGAGAAAGAGAGAGACUGAAGGAGAGCUUGCAAUCAACAAAAAGCACUAGAGCCUCCUGUCCAGCUCCUGUUUCCCACAUGUACAUAACUAAGCAAGCCUCCCUGGGAUUGGGGGGGGGCACUCUGCUGUACAGAAUAGCCAUAGAGACUGCAGUGUGGCAGGGAAAGGCCUGGACGCCUACAGCCGACCACAAGUAUUAAAAAAAAAAAAAAAGAAAAAAAAAAGUUUGUCCAUUUGUUUGUUUGUGACUGAUGCUGUUUCUUUCCUCCUGGUCGUCAAAUGCCAGCCUCAGAGCAACAACUACCCAACAGCUGGCCCUGGGAAAUGGGAAAAAAAAAAAAAGAAUUAAGAAACCCAAAAGCAGUCUUGUCUCAUUUUAUCUUGCAAGGACAGACAUCCACCUGACUGUACAGACUGCUACUUGAAUCAAAAAUACACUGAGGUACUGUCAAUCAAUGUAAUUUUGAGAUAAAGACCUUUUUACUCCAUGUUAAACUAAAAACACAGCGAAUGUACACUGAAGCGCCGCAGAAAUGUGUGUAUGUGAUGUGUGAGCAUGUGGGUAAUAUAUAUUUGAGAGGAGCUCUGAUAUCAUGUUGUGAGGCUUGGUCUGGUCCAUAUAAAGACACCACUAAAACACUGUCAGACACAACAGUGAAAGGUCAACAUGCUAUCAAGGCACACAAGUGCAUUUAUGUGGUCAUGUAACAGCAGAACAAAGGGUUCUUUAAAGUUGCUAUGUGAGUAGUAAGUGAACUGCUGGGCCUUGAAGAUUGCGUUAAGAGUCUCUUGAACCUCUCCAACAUCCACCAGGUCCCCCGUUGGAGUAAGGUUUAGGGUUUUGGUGUGGUUACAUUUGAGCCAUUUGAACUGAAGUAGUUUACUUAGUGUUUUAGCUACAUGCUAAAUACAGAAAAUAGAAGUCCAAAAAAAAAAACA